Messenger RNA from Heteronotia binoei (common prickly gecko), 570 nucleotides. RefSeq names its product zinc finger protein 213-like. The record is from RefSeq and is a predicted model, not a curated record. The coding region runs from base 28 to 570 and encodes 180 amino acids. The transcript is spliced from 3 exons. Lineage: Eukaryota; Metazoa; Chordata; Lepidosauria; Squamata; Gekkonidae.
GACUUGACCCAAGAGAAGGGGGAGGAGAUGGAAGAACAACACCCAGAAGGACCUGGAACUGGCAGGACAGCAAGCAAAGGCCCCCUUCUCCUCCAAGCUGGGAGUGAUGUUGAUUUCUGGGAAAGAGCUGUGCCAGAGAUCCUGGCUAAGGACACCGUAACUUCAGAUCUGCAUUGCCAACGCUUCCGGCUGUUCCAGUACCACAUGGCUGAUGGGCCCCGGGAAGUUUGCAGCCAGCUCCAUGCACUUUGCAACCACUGGCUGAAGCCAGAGAGGUGCACAAAGAAGCAGAUCUUGGACCUGGUGAUCCUGGAGCAGUUCCUGGUCAUCCUGCCCCCGGAGAUGCAGUCCUGGGUCAGAGGGUGUGGGCCAGAGACCAGUUCCCAGGCGGUGGCCCUGGCCGAAGGUUUCCUCCUGAGCCAGGCAGAGGAGAAGAGGCAGGCAGAACAGACGUGGGCACCAUCGGUGAAGACAGAAGAUGCAUUCCCUGAGGCAGAAGCAGCUUCCUUAGAGCAAGGGCAGAGUGCACAAGCCAUGGAGCGUGCCCAAGAUGCCCUCUCCUGUGCCUAG